AUGGGCAAGAAUGUACUGAGGAAUGAUGAUGAGGUUGGUGAGGAGGAUAAUCUUGAAGUAUAUGAUGUAGAUGGGCAGGAAGAUUAUUUUGAGUAUGAAGGUACUGAACAUGUUGAUUCAGGGGUUUACUGGAAUUCAGAAUGCAUAUUUAAUGAGGAUGCUGAAGGUCAUUUGGAUGAAGAAGAAGAGCAUAUUGAUGAAGGAUCAGAUCUCGAAAAUGGAGAGCAUAUAGUUGUCAGCUUAUCACCAACGACAGCAGAUAUGGUCAUCUCCAGUGAUGAAGAACAAGGUUAUAUUUCAGAAGAGUUAGUGGACAACUGUAUAUCUGAUGAUGACAAGGGUGAUGACGAGUUGGGAAAGUACCCCGAGUUUGAUGAGAAUGCCACGUUUGGGGAGGUUCAAUUAGAGUUACAAAUGUUAUUCCCAAACUUAACUAUGUUCAAGAAAGCUGUGACAGAUUAUAAUGUAUCAAUAGGAAGGGUGUUCAAAUUUGUGAAGAAUGACAACGAAAGGGUUAGGGCAAAGUGUAGAUCGGAAGGGUGCAAAUGGGAGAUCUACUGUUCUUGGAGUAAUGAGGUGAAAACUUUCAAAGUAAAGAAGUUCGUGGAGCCACAUACUUGUGCUAGGGGGUUCAAAAACAAGCAAGCUAAUAAGAAGUGGUUGGCUGCUCAGCUUGUUGAUGAAUUAAGAUCAUACCCGACAAUGUCAGCACAUGAUGCUUUUGAGUGGUUUAAAAGGUAUAGAGGUAUUCACGUAGAUGACUAUCAAAUAUAUAGAGCAAUGAGAUUAGCCAGAAAAAUUGUAGAGGGAUCUGAGAAGUUGCAAUAUCAAAAAUUGUGGGACUACUGUGAGGAAUUGAGGAGGCGGAAUCCUAAUUCUACAUUUGGUUUGAAAGUACAUAGACCUACUCUAGAGUUGCCACCAACAUUUGAUAGGCUAUACAUUUGCUUUAAUGCAAAUGUUCAGGGGUUUAAAGCAGGAUGCAGACCCCUCAUUGGGCUGGAUGAGUGUUUUCUAAAGGGAUAUUAUGGAGGACAAUUACUGUCUGCUGUUGCUCAAGAUGGCAAUCAACAUUUUUAUGUGAUUGCAGUAGCUGUUGUUGAGCAAGAAAGUAGGGAUACAUGGAGUUGGUUUUUGACAAAUUUUCUUGGGGAUAUUGGACAAUACAGUGAUAAUGGUUGGAAUUUUAUAUCAGAUCAACAGAAGGGUUUGAAAUUGGCUUUGGAGGAAUUAUGUCCUGGUGCUCCACAUAGGAAUUGUGUAUUGCACAUAUGGAGGAACUUCUACAACAAAUUCAAGAACAUGGAACUAACCAAACAACUUUGGAAAUGUGCAAGAAGUACUACAAUGGUGGAGUUUGAACAUAAUAUGAUGAUAAUGAAGAGAAUGAAUGAGGAUGCAUGGGCAUGGCUGAAGAGAUUCAAGCCCGACUCUUGGAGCAAAGCUGGAUUUAGUGAUUACCCUAAGAAUGAUAAUCUACUAAAUAAUACUUGUGAGCAGUUUAACUCGAAGAUUGUGAAGUUCAGAGGUAAGCCAAUCAUUACGAUGCUUGAAGAGAUUAGAUGUUAUUUGAUGGGAAAGAUGAAUAAGCACAGAUUGAGGGCAAAUAGCUUUGUGGGUCCAAUUUAUCCAGUAGCACAGAGUAGACUAGACAAGUUUAGAAAAGAUAGUUCAUAUUGGACUCCCGAAUGGGUUGGUGAUGCAGAUGGUUACAAAUUUCAAGUAUGGAAAAGGCCCCAAUGCAAGGUGGUAGAUUUAGGUGCUGGAACUUGUAGUUGUAGAAUGUGGCAGUUAACUGGGAUACUAUGUGCACAUGCUAUUGCUUGCAUGGCUUACAAUAAUUUGGAACCCGAGAAGUAUGUCCACGCAUGGUAUUCUACUGAACGAUGGAGAGCCACUUAUGUCCCAUACAUUGAACCAAUUACUAGUGAAAGUGACUGGCACCACACUGAACUGCUACCAAUUGAACCACCUGCAUUUAAAAGACCGUCUGGAAGGCCUAAGCAAAAGAGAAGGCAAUCUCAGGGUGAGGCAAGCAACUCUGUCAACUCCUCCAAUGCAACAAGAAAGUAUGGUGAGACUCACUGCUCUAGAUGUGGAGAGGCUGGGCACAACAUUAGGAGAUGUACGAAUGAAGCCACUAAUGAUGCUCUAAAUAGGAGAGGAAACAGAAGAACAACCAGGGGUCCUAAUGCAUCUGAUUCACAGGUUGAAGCCCCCUUAGGCCCCUCAGGCCCCAUUGUAGGGUCUCAAGACUCUAUCAUCCUUGGACCUAGCGUACCUGUUUCAUUGGGAUCCAUUCGAUCAGCUUCACAUUCUUCUGCUCAGGUUGAUUGA
Molecule: messenger RNA, 2337 nt
Organism: Punica granatum (pomegranate)
Lineage: Eukaryota; Viridiplantae; Streptophyta; Magnoliopsida; Myrtales; Lythraceae
Source: RefSeq, a predicted model, not a curated record